AUGAAGAUUUCCGGCAACAUGGAACCGACCAUCCUGAGUCGUCGGGACAGGAAUGCUAGGAUCCUCAAACCCAUUCUCCGUGCCUAUGCGCUCGGGUAUUUAUCUUCGGUUACUCCAAAGCUCGUCUCUUAUGUGCGGCGACUCAGCAAGGACGGGACGGUGGAGCAGAAGCUUCAAGAGCUGGCUCAAAUCUUGAUUAGUCCGUUGCGCGUCGACAGCUUUGCAACAUUUUGUGCCUCGCUAAUCGGUGGUGCGGGCGUGCUGCCGGUAUUACUAUAUCAGCUAUACGCGUUGGUCGCCGUUGGGUCUUCCAAUGGCGACAUACGGAUUUCUCAACGGCUCGACCGCUUGAUUCGAUUUACCAGUGCAUUUCUGUCAGCAUGGCUCAGUUUCCAGCUCCUUAACAAACCCCGUGUUCGGACGGAACAUAUCCAAAAUACACCGAACUCCCCGAGUCAAGCAAAACACUCCCAAGAUGCAGCCAAUCCGCUUGAGCAUCGCCGUCCGGAGCUAGCCGGGAGGACCAUGGACCUUACUCUCUUUACGGUCACGAGAGCAGUGGAUGUGGUAGCGUGUAUCGCGUGGACCCGUUGGGCUCGCUGCCGCAAAGCUCAGAACCGCUGGACGGUGGCCGAGUCCCUGGCGCCAGGUCUGGCUGACGCAGGGGUUUUCGCGGCCAGCGCAGCGAUAGUCAUGUGGGCGUGGUUCUACCUUCCAGAACGGUUACCUCGAACCUAUGAGAAAUGGAUCGGGGAAGCUGCUCAAGUGGACUCACGUUUGAUCGAGGCCCUGCGUCGCGUUCGUCGGGGGGUUUUCGUCUAUGGCAAGGAUACAGGACAAGCGCCCCUCCUGCAGUCCAUGUGCCGGGACUAUCACUGGCCGGAGCAGUGGGGGGAUCCAUCCAAAACGAUUCCAAUUCCAUGCGAAAUGGUACACAUGGGCUGCGGCUCUAGUUGUGAGAAACACGCGGUGUAUCGCUUUGCCAGGACCUUUAAAUUUGCCUGUGCAACCUACAUCCCUCUGCAGAUUGUUCUACGCCUACGGCGAAUGAAGUCCGCGGCCGCAUGUGGCCGCGCCAUCUCCGAUGCCGCUCAGUCAUCUGCUUUCCUCGCCUCCUUUGUGAGCCUCUUCUACUAUUCCGUGUGCCUUGCGCGGACGAGGAUUGGUCCCAAGAUUUUUGACCGGGAGACAGUCACGCCCUUGAUGUGGGACUCGGGUCUCUGCGUCGGGGCGGGAUGUCUCAUGUGUGGGUGGAGUGCGCUGGUCGAGAAAGCACGGAAACGCCAGGAGCUGGCACUAUUUGUGGCACCUAGAGCUGCGGCCACCGUUUUGCCACGGUUGUAUGAUAAGAAGUACCAAUACCGCGAGCGCAUUGCAUUUGCCAUGAGUGCUGCUAUUCUUUUUACUUGUCUUCGCGAGAAGCCCAGCAUGAUCCGAGGAGUCUUUGGUCGAAUCACCACCAGCGUGUUGAAUUAG
Messenger RNA from Penicillium alfredii, 1476 nucleotides. RefSeq lists its product as uncharacterized. NCBI's taxonomy places the organism in Eukaryota, Fungi, Ascomycota, Eurotiomycetes, Eurotiales, Aspergillaceae. The transcript is spliced from 4 exons. The record is from RefSeq and is a predicted model, not a curated record. Bases 1 to 1476 code for a protein of 491 amino acids.